AGCGGAUGAGGCGAUACAUUUUCCUAAUCGAUUCGUUCCCGCAGGUCCUGCCGGGGCUCUACGUCGGCAACUACAGAGACUCCAAGGAUUCUUCGCAGCUCGCGAAGUUCAACAUCUCGCAUAUUUUGGCUAUACACGACACGGCUAGACGAAUACACUCAGAUAAGCACUACCUGUGCGUCAUGGCGUCCGAUUCUCCAGAUCAAAAUUUAACUCAGUAUUUUUCUUUGUGCAACGAUUUUAUCCAUGCGGCCAGGCUCCGAGAUGGAAACGUCCUUAUCCAUUGCUUGGCCGGCAUGUCACGUAGCGUUACGGUAGCUGUAGCAUACAUCAUGUCGGUGACCAACCUUAAUUGGAAAGAGGCUCUAAAAGUAGUUAGAGCGGGAAGGGCAGUAGCCAAUCCCAAUUUGGGUUUCCAGAAGCAAUUAGAAGAAUUCGAGUGCACCAGACUAAUCGAAGAAAGAAGGCGAUUGAAGGAACGGUACCCGAGCCUGGCGCUGGUCUACAAGGACCAAGAGCAGUGCGCCUUGAUGCUCAACAACUACGAGGAAUUGCUGCAAUCCCGAUCGAUAUGCGAGGGAAAAUGUGCCUUAGGCGAGCCGUGCCCGACGGGCCUGUGCCGGUCGGGCAGCGCCCAGAAGCGCGUCCGGCGCCGCAGCAGCCGCUCGCAAUCGGAGAUGCGCCGGAGCCCGAGCACGUCGAGCACGUCGAGCUCGUCGAGCUCGCGCCCCAGGUCGAGCCCGUCGGGGUUCCGGGGAUGCACCGGUUCGGCGCCGCCGUCCCGGUCCGGUUCGAGGGUGGAUUUGACGUCGCCGGGCACGCUGACGGCGCCGUCGACGCCGUCGGGCAGCCCGCCGGUGUCGCCGAAGCGCCGCGGGACGAUCACCGAGCGCAUGAUCUCCGUGCCGCUGGCUCUUAAAGAAGACGAUUUCGACUCAUAGCGGCUAAUGGAAGGCGGUGGAAUUGGGUUUUAUGGAGUUAUUGGUGUUUGAAAGAGUGUUGGAGAUAUUGGUAGGGUAUGUAUUUUUGGGGGUUGGAUUUAAAGUCUGUGAUUGUGUGAGUGUUCUCGAUUGAGGAAUUUGUAAUUUUUUAAAGCGAAUCACAGUAAAUUUGUAUUUGAAUUACGAAAAAUGGUAUUAUACCUACUUAUAAUAGAAAGCACAAAUUUCGAAGCUACUUUAUUGAGCAAAUAAUG
Molecule: messenger RNA, 1195 nt
Organism: Phyllotreta striolata
Lineage: Eukaryota; Metazoa; Arthropoda; Insecta; Coleoptera; Chrysomelidae
Source: the annotation of a GenBank genome assembly